Morchella sextelata is the source of this 708-nucleotide messenger RNA. RefSeq lists its product as uncharacterized. The record is from RefSeq and is a predicted model, not a curated record. Bases 1 to 708 code for a protein of 235 amino acids. NCBI's taxonomy places the organism in Eukaryota, Fungi, Ascomycota, Pezizomycetes, Pezizales, Morchellaceae. The transcript has a single exon.
AUGCCGCCUCAUUAUCCUGUGGAGAACAGGAUGGAGCGAGAUAAUUUCAACAUGCCUGUGUCGCCGGUGGGCUAUUACCCACACUACCAUCGUCGACCAGAGCACAACAUACUCCCCUCAAUCGAAUCCAUAUUUGGGUAUGAACUCGGCCGCCCCGGCGGCCCAAUACCCCCACCAACUACUCCUAGCGGAUUGAGUCCUCCGCCGCACUCUGGCUACUCGCCCGAGUCCCCCACUGCCAUGAGGGCACCAGGAGGAGCCCCUGCAAUGUCGCAGUAUCUAUCAGAUCAUAAGAACGACCCGUGGGGGACAUACAAGCAGGGUCAUCCUCCAUCGGUACAAUAUCCAGGGACCCACAACCACCACCAAACCAUCGAAUAUCAGCAGCAGUCUUCACAACGCUCACCAAGUAAUAAUGGCGAAUUCCCAGACUAUAGCCGCCGCGCGGCCAGUUGGGAUAGUGAAUAUAUUGACCGCAAUAGGUCUUUGGACCGUUCUACACAGCCUAUCAGCCCGACAACAGAGACGAGUAAUUUUGAAUCCGGAACAGAGAUAUACUCGGAGGACCCGGGAGAAAUGUCGGAGAUCAAUAGUGGGAUGGGUGAUACGCAGAGUCAGGCGGGGAGUACAGUUUCAGGGUUGCAUAUGAGGCAGUUUUCUUGCAAGACAUGCAAAUCCACGUUUAAAUGCGAUUCAUUACGACGGUAA